Capsella rubella is the source of this 1430-nucleotide messenger RNA. RefSeq names its product histone deacetylase 2. The coding region runs from base 35 to 1198 and encodes 387 amino acids. The transcript has 13 exons. NCBI's taxonomy places the organism in Eukaryota, Viridiplantae, Streptophyta, Magnoliopsida, Brassicales, Brassicaceae. The record is from RefSeq and is a predicted model, not a curated record. Gene Ontology annotation, molecular function: histone deacetylase activity.
AUCUCACCGCUUCAUAACAAAAAAAAAAAAACUGAUGACAGAUACCAGAGUCAUCUCGACCUGGACCGAGUUCACUCGCAACUCAGCCAUUUACUUGCUAUUCACGUUUGUCACCAUCAAAGUCUUCAAAUUUCUCUUCUGCAAUUCUCGUACCUCCGAAAUGUCAUCUUUUUCGAUGGCGACUCAUCCCGAAGCUCUCCGGCGAGAGCGAAUUCUCAACAGCAGACUCUACUUUGACGUCCCUCUUUCUAAGGUUUCGAUUAUCUAUUCAUCGGCGUAUGACAUCUCGUUCAUGGGUAUUGAGAAAUUGCACCCAUUUGAUUCUACCAAAUGGGGUCGAGUUUGCAAGUUCCUUGUUUCAGAUGGGUUUUUGGAAGAGAAGUCAAUCGUUGAGCCUCUUGAAGCUUCAAAGACUGAUCUUUUAGUGGUUCAUUCGGAGAACUACUUAAACAGCUUGAAAAGCAGUGCUACUGUCGCUAGGAUAGCUGAGGUUCCACCAGUUGCCUUUUUUCCAAAUUUUCUUGUGCAGCAGAAAGUUCUUUACCCAUUCAGAAAGCAGGUUGGUGGGACGAUUCUUGCGGCCAAACUAGCAACAGAGCGUGGAUGGGCAAUAAACAUUGGAGGAGGUUUUCAUCAUUGUACUGCAGAAAGAGGAGGCGGAUUUUGUGCAUUCGCUGAUAUUUCUCUCUGUAUUCACUUUGCAUUUCUUCAUCUAAGAAUAUCAAGGGUUAUGAUAAUAGAUCUUGAUGCUCAUCAAGGGAAUGGCCACGAAACAGAUCUUGGCGAUGACAAUCGCGUUUACAUUCUGGAUAUGUACAAUCCCGGGAUAUACCCUUUAGAUUAUAGCGCUAGGAGAUUUAUCGAUCAGAAGGUUGAGGUCGCGAGUGGAACCACCACAGAAGAGUAUUUGAGGAAACUAGAUGAAGCCCUUGAGGUUGCUUCGCGAAAUUUCCAACCAGAGUUGGUAAUUUACAAUGCUGGGACAGAUAUCUUAGACGGAGACCCUCUGGGGCUUCUAAAGAUAAGCCCUGAUGGCGUAACAAGUAGAGACGAGAAAGUCUUCAGAUUUGCGAGGGAGAAAAAUAUUCCUCUUGUGAUGCUGACUUCAGGUGGGUACAUGAAGUUGAGCGCCAGAGUUAUUGCGGAUUCCAUUGAGAAUCUCUCACGUCAAGGGUUAAUCCAGACACGGCCGGAAUGAGUUUCCACUCGAACUGUCAUAGAGCCAAAACAGAGUUUCGAUGGUUUUUACGUCUGUGUAGUGUAUAUUUGUAUAGAGAGAUACGAGAGAGACCCUUCUGACGUGUUCGUCGUUUGUGUUGUGUGUAAGUAAUAAUUAGUGUCAAUCUUUCCUUACUUCGAUCUGAUUGAUCAAACAAAGCAAUACAUGUACUUUUACAGAGUAUAAUAGAAUGGAUAGGAAAGUUUAGCAA